CGUAUGCGCGCCUCGGCACGUCGUAUGCGUGAAAAAUUCGUCUGCUUCGAUUUUGUGUAUUGUGUCGUGGAGGCUCGCUGACGUACUACAUAGUACAUACGCACACGCUCCAGUGAAGUUUCCAAAUUAUUAAGCCCGUCGUGCGAGCAGCAGCAGCAUACGAUCAUGGAUCCUGAGGCGGAUAACGACGGACUGACGGCCGGCCAAUUGUUCAGCCACGGCACGGGCCUGACCUACAACGACUUUAUCAUACUGCCGGGCUACAUCGACUUCACCGCGGACGAGGUGGAUCUGAGCUCGGCGCUGACGCGGCGCAUCAGCCUCAGGGCGCCGCUCGUCUCCUCGCCCAUGGACACGGUCACGGAGUCCGACAUGGCCAUCGCCAUGGCCUUAUGCGGCGGCAUAGGCGUCAUACACAACAACUGCUCGGUCGAGGAUCAGUACCACGAGGUCUUGAAGGUCAAAAAAUACAAGCACGGAUUCAUUCGAGAUCCGGUCGUGCUGUCGCCGGUGCAUACGAUUGGAGACGUCGUGAACGUCAAGGAGACCCAUGGAUUCUGCGGAAUACCGAUCACCGAUACCGGCAAGCUCGGAGGAAAACUCAUGGGAAUGGUCACCUCCAGAGACAUCGACUUCCUGGCGGAUUCCGCAGAAAAUCUUAGCAUCAAACUGGGCGAUAUCAUGACGAGAGUCGAGAAUUUGAUCACCGCUGACUCCGGUAUAAAUCUCAAGGAUGCCAAUGUCAUUUUGGCUCAAUCCAAGAAGGGCAAAUUGCCAAUUAUCAACGAUAAUGGAGAAUUGAUAGCUUUGCUGGCGAGGACUGAUCUGAAGAAAAACCGUAACUAUCCCAAUGCCAGCAAAGAUGAAAAUAAUCAGCUUCUUGUUGGAGCAGCCAUUGGAACUCGUCAGAGCGAUAGACACAGAUUACAGCGACUGGUUGAUGCUGGAGUGGAUGUCGUUGUUCUGGAUUCGUCUCAAGGAAACUCAACGUAUCAAAUAGAGAUGAUCAAGUACAUCAAGACAACUUUUCCAGGUUUGGAAGUUAUAGCUGGUAACGUUGUAACUACCAAACAAGCAAAAAAUUUAAUUGAAGCUGGAGCAGAUGGCUUAAGAGUGGGAAUGGGUUCAGGCUCGAUUUGCAUUACUCAAGAAGUGAUGGCAGUAGGCAGACCUCAAGCAGCAGCUGUUUAUAAUGUUGCAAAAUUUGCAAGGGAACAUGGAGUACCGGUUAUCGCUGAUGGUGGAAUUCAAAAUAUUGGACAAAUUACCAAAGCACUGAGUCUAGGAGCAAGUACAGUGAUGAUGGGAUCUUUGUUAGCUGGACACUCAGAGACUCCUGGCGAAUACUUUUUCAGCGACGGAGUGAGGUUGAAAAAAUACAGAGGUAUGGGUUCUAUUGAAGCUAUGGAUAAAAAAAAUGGAGAGGGCUCGGCAUCUGAUCGAUACUUCCACAAUGAAAUGGAUAAACUAAAAGUAGCUCAAGGAGUCAGUGGAGCCAUUGCCGAUAAGGGCAGUGUUCUCAGAUUUUUGCCAUACCUCCUUUGCGGAUUGAAGCACGGUUGUCAAGAUAUUGGAGUAAAAUCAUUAACUAUUCUCAGAGACUCAAUUUACAGCGGUCAAGUACGAUUUGAAAAGAGGUCUCAAUCGGCUCAACAAGAGGGAAAUGUUCAUGGAUUGGUCACGUACGAGCACAGACUGUUUUGAGAGCAAGAGGCUUCUCGAAAGAAUAAUUAUCAGCAUUCCAAUGAUUGUUACACAAACGCUUCGGGGUGAUAUUUUAGAGUUUAGAAAACAGUUGAGGGUCGAGAGUUUUAUUGUUGUACAUAGUUGUUAAAUUUUUUCCAAUACAGAUAAUUAUUAAAGAAAUAAUUUUGUAUACUUUAUAGAUUUUUAUAAACAAGCGUUGAGAGAAAAAAAAAUAAAGAAAACAUAAAAUUCAUUAAUGCAACGACUCAUUCAUCAA
This is a messenger RNA of Trichogramma pretiosum, 1963 nucleotides long. Its product is annotated as inosine-5'-monophosphate dehydrogenase-like. The coding region runs from base 166 to 1704 and encodes 512 amino acids. Lineage: Eukaryota; Metazoa; Arthropoda; Insecta; Hymenoptera; Trichogrammatidae. Gene Ontology annotation, cellular component: cytoplasm. Gene Ontology annotation, molecular function: IMP dehydrogenase activity. The record is from RefSeq and is a predicted model, not a curated record. The transcript has 3 exons. Gene Ontology annotation, biological process: GTP biosynthetic process.